Messenger RNA from Ceutorhynchus assimilis (cabbage seed weevil), 846 nucleotides. The record is from the annotation of a GenBank genome assembly. Lineage: Eukaryota; Metazoa; Arthropoda; Insecta; Coleoptera; Curculionidae.
AUGACAGUGAAACAAGUGACUUUGGUCUCUUGUCAAACGAAAGACUGUUGCGGCUGUUUGAACAUCAAAGACUUGGAGAAAAAUAUAUUGAAGAAGGCGUUUAAAAAAUGUUUUGGCGUGAUGCGGCAAAAGGUGCAUGUUAACAAAAAGAUGCUGUCGGUGGUGAGCGCCGGUGCCGCGGCUGGUAUGGGCGGCAUGGACCGGUUGCGUGGCGGGGGAAGAGCGGCUGCAAGAGAACUUGCCGCCUCACGCGAACGGCAAGUACGACUGCACGCUGUGAGAACUGAUCUGACGCUGAACUUGCCGCCCAGUAUAGCGUUGCCCGAUGGCGAAGAACAUCGAACGUCCUAUUCGUCAGCUGCCGCCUCCAGGCUACAACUUAGGGAUGCUGAACAGGAAUCAGAAAUAUACCAAAAAUGCAUCCGACCUCCGCCGAAUCGAACCGUUAUGGACAGCGAUUCACCUCCACCUUACCGAUCGAGUUCGGCAGGUGUCCUUGCCUCGUGUUCCUCGUCUUCCGGUGCGAGCAGUGAUUGGUCGUCACCAUCGGGGAACGCACCGCUGGUAGUCCGAUGUCAUUCGAUGUCCUCAACGUCAUCGACGAUGACCUCCAAGUUGGGAACCCAUGGGGGUUCCCAUCAUCAUCACCACAAUGCCUCGUCGCAGGGCGGUCAAAAGACUGAUUUUUUACAAAGAACUGUUAAAAUAUUUACGGGCAAAAAAACGCCCACGUCGACGUCUAGUAGCCAUAAUAUGACGCCUGCGCCUUGCGUCAUAGUACCGCAAAGUCGGCACCAACCGAGGCGGGACAAUGCAACGGGACCUGGACAUCGACCGCCCGUCUGA